Peromyscus californicus insignis is the source of this 5022-nucleotide messenger RNA. RefSeq names its product PPFIA binding protein 1 (gene Ppfibp1). The transcript has 30 exons. Gene Ontology annotation, biological process: neuromuscular junction development. Gene Ontology annotation, molecular function: protein binding. NCBI's taxonomy places the organism in Eukaryota, Metazoa, Chordata, Mammalia, Rodentia, Cricetidae. The coding region runs from base 169 to 3270 and encodes 1033 amino acids. The record is from RefSeq and is a predicted model, not a curated record. Gene Ontology annotation, cellular component: presynaptic active zone.
CCCGUGCUCCGGCCCGGGCUCCUGUCGCCGUGUAGGGCGCGGGGCGACCGCCGCGGGAGCAGCGAUCUGGCAGCCGCGCCGGCGCCGGGAGGCGGGACCGCAACUUGUGGAGCUCGGCGGCCCUCCGCCCCAGAUUAAAGCUGGAAUUUGCCCCUGACAAAUAGAAAGAUGAUGAGUGAUGCCAGUGACAUGUUGGCAGCGGCGCUGGAGCAGAUGGACGGGAUCAUAGCAGGUUCUAAAGCCUUGGAAUAUUCCAAUGGGAUUUUUGAUUGCCAGUCUCCCACCUCCCCGUUCAUGGGAAGCUUGCGAGCUCUGCACCUUGUGGAAGACCUUCGUGGACUGUUGGAGAUGAUGGAAACGGAUGAGAAAGAAGGACUGAGAUGCCAGAUCCCAGACUCAACAGCAGAGACGCUUAUUGAGUGGCUGCAAAGUCAGAUGACAAAUGGACACCUACCUGGGAAUGGAGACGUCUAUCAAGAAAGGCUAGCGCGUCUAGAAAAUGACAAGGAAUCCCUCGUUCUUCAGGUGAGUGUGUUGACAGACCAAGUGGAGGCUCAGGGAGAGAAGAUUCGAGAUCUGGAGUUUUGUCUUGAAGAGCACAGAGAGAAGCUGAACGCCACUGAGGAAAUGCUGCAGCAGGAGCUUCUGAGUAGGACCUCCUUAGAAACACAGAAGCUGGAGCUCAUGGCAGAGGUCUCUAACUUGAAGUUAAAACUGACAGCUGUUGAGAAAGACAGACUGGAUUAUGAAGACAGGUUCAGAGACACAGAGGGGCUAAUACAAGAGAUCAAUGAUUUGAGGUUAAAAGUCAGUGAAAUGGACAGUGAAAGACUUCAGUAUGAGAAAAAACUUAAGUCAACUAAAUCUUUAAUGGCCAAACUUUCUAGCAUGAAAAUCAAGGUGGGUCAGAUGCAGUAUGAAAAGCAACGGAUGGAGCAAAAAUGGGAGUCACUGAAGGAUGAAUUGGCAUCUUUAAAAGAGCAACUGGAAGAGAAGGAAUGUGAAGUAAAAAGACUGCAGGAGAGGCUGGUUUGCAAGAUGAAAGGAGAAGGGAUCGAAAUCCUUGAUCGAGAUGAGAAUGUUAAAAAGAAGCUCAAGGAGAAAAACAUUGAAGUACAGAAAAUGAAAAAGGCUGUGGAGUCCCUGAUGGCAGCAAAUGAAGAAAAGGAUCGCAAAAUAGAAGAUCUCCGGCAGUGCCUAAACAGGUACAAGAAAAUGCAGGACCCCACAGUUCUGGCCCAAGGCCAGGAUGGUGAGUAUGAGGGCCUGUUCCACUCCAGCUCCAUCUCCACCUUGUUGGAUGCACAGGGCUUUAGUGACCUGGAGAGAAGUACUUCUUCUACACCAGGAAUGGGGUCUCCCAUCAGGGACCCGUUCAACACGAGUGCUCCAGAAGAGUUUCACACCAGCAUCUUGCAAGCUUCAAUCCCUUCCCUAUCGCCACCAUCUAUGGGUGUGGAAACCUCCGAAAAGUCCAAGUUGCCUACUAAGCCUGAGGCUUCAUUUGAAGAGAAUGAUGGAAAAGCAAUCCUGGGUGCUGCCGCUGAAGCCUCGCUGUGUGAUGGUCUCUCAACUUCGAGUCUGCAAAAAUCCAGCAGCCUGGGCAACCUGAAGAAAGGAACAUCAGAUGGCAUGGAAAAGGAGUCUAUCCAGAAGCCUUCAGAGGAUAAAGCUCCACACGACAGCCGCACCUUUGGGACCCUGCCUCCCAAGGUUCCUGGACAUGAUGCCUCCAUGGAUGACAACCCCUUUGGCACUCGAAAAGCCAGGUCCUCCUUUGGCCGAGGCUUUUUUAAAAUCAAAAGUAACAAGAGGACAGCAAGUGCACCAAACCUUGAUCGUAAACGAAGUGCCAGUGCACCCACCUUAGCUGAGACAGAAAAGGAGAUAGCUGAGCACCUAGAUUUGGCUGGCACAUCUCGGCCGAAAGGUUCACAGGGGACCAGUCCUUUCCAGAUGUCUCCGCCAUCUCCAGAUUCCAAAAAGAAGUCCAGAGGCAUCAUGAGACUCUUUGGGAAACUCAGGAGAAGCCAGUCGACAACGUUCAACCCAGAUGACAUGUCCGAACCCGAAUUCAAAAGAGGAGGGACAAGGGCAACUGCAGGCCCCAGGCUUGGUUGGUCUCGAGAUUUAGGGCAGUCCAACAGUGACCUGGAUAUGCCAUUUGCCAAAUGGACCAAGGAGCAAGUGUGCAGUUGGCUAGCAGAGCAAGGCUUGGGGUCCUACCUGAGUUCUGGCAAGCACUGGAUUAUAUCUGGCCAGACACUUUUGCAGGCUUCUCAACAAGACCUGGAGAAGGAGCUUGGCAUCAAGCAUUCACUGCAUCGCAAGAAGCUCCAGCUGGCCCUGCAGGCCCUGGGAUCUGAAGAAGAGACCAACUAUGGAAAGCUGGACUUCAACUGGGUCACUAGAUGGCUGGAUGAUAUUGGCCUCCCUCAGUACAAGACCCAGUUUGAUGAAGGGCGGGUGGAUGGUCGGAUGCUGCAUUACAUGACUGUGGGUGACCUGCUGUCCCUGAAGGUUGUGAGCGUACUGCACCACCUCAGCAUCAAAAGGGCCAUCCAAGUCCUGAGGAUCAACAACUUCGAGCCAAACUGCCUGCGGAGGCGGCCAUCUGAUGAGAACGGCAUCACCCCAUCUGAGGUCCAGCAGUGGACCAAUCAUCGUGUGAUGGAGUGGCUACGCUCCGUGGACUUGGCAGAGUAUGCCCCCAAUCUCAGAGGCAGCGGUGUCCAUGGAGGGCUCAUGGUUCUUGAGCCUCGUUUUAAUGUGGAAACUAUGGCUCAGUUAUUGAACAUUCCACCAAAUAAAACCUUGUUGCGUAGACAUUUGGCCACCCAUUUCAACCUUCUGAUUGGUGCUGAGGCCCAGCACCAGAAGCGAGAUGCCAUGGAGUUACCAGAUUAUGUACUGCUAACAGCUACUGCCAAAGUGAAGCCAAAGAAACUGACCUUUAGCAACUUUGGGAAUCUGAGGAAGAAGAAGCAUGAAGACGGAGAGGAAUAUGUUUGUCCAAUGGACCUGGGCCAGGCAUCGGGGAGUAGCUCCCAGAAGGGGUUGAGAGCUGGCUUGGACAUGCGCCUGUAUGAAGAGGAUGAUUUAGAUCGGUUAGAGCAGAUGGAAGAUUCAGAAGGGACAGUGAGACAGAUAGGUGCAUUUUCCGAAGGCAUCAACAAUCUCACGCACAUGUUAAAGGAAGACGACAUGUUUAAAGAUUUUGCUGCCCGCUCCCCCAGUGCCAGCAUCACAGAUGAAGACUCCAACGUUUGACAGAGCACCUGGGCGAGUACCAGGAGCACGGGUGUCAUUUUCCAGUUGUUUUUCAAAUAGCAUGUACAACAGGUGACAGGUUGUGCAUUGUUUAUUGUUCCGACUUCUGCUCACUCAGAAGUGGAACUGUAGUGCAGGGGAACGGUGCCAAUUCUGAAGAUGCUGAGAAAAAUGAGACACUGGUGAACGGAAGUAUGCUUGCUCUGCCUCUAUUUAAUGUAAAGUCUGUGAUAUAUUCUAUUUAAAGUGUCGUAUUCAAGGUUGGGUAUUUUACCAGAGUGCUACAUUCACAACCAGGAUGGAGGGUUUGGCCACAUCAGUGUUCACGGCAGCCGUCUAAACUGAACAUGCUGCUCUCCAGAUCCAAGUGCUCACCACAUUUGGUGCCGCUAAAUGCCAGCUGCACCUCCACUUGCCUCUGACUGUCUUAUUUUUAUAUAUUUUUCUAAAUAUGUGUAUAUAUACAGUAUAUAGAAAACAGAACUUUUAUUUUGUGACACAAGAAUCAAAAGGUCAUAUUAAAAACAAAGAAACCCAGUGUUCUCAAUUUUUAUAUACCAGCUGAUUCCUGAAGAUAUCAGAGUCCUCUUUUUCCCUCCAUUGAUAAAUUUUAACAGUCAUUCAGACUUUUACUUCUUUGAUUCCCACAAAAUUGCAGAGCAGCUUAGAAGCUUCAGCUUGAAUUUUGACUCCAUUGGCUUUAUAAUGGAUCCUUUGGAUGCACUCAUAUUCCCCUCAGAAAAGUUUUUGUUAGAAUGACUUUGGAAAAAACCAAAACAGAACCCUUACAUGUUAAGUUUCUUAUUUUCUUCUUUGCUAAAUGUACCAUUACAUUGAACUAAGGAGUCUGCCUAGCCAUGUCGAGUGUCAACUGAUGGGGCUUCAUGUUAUUUCAAUCAGGAUCCAAAUACUCUGAAGCUGCAGAAUACUUUCUAAUGGUUUUUCUGUCCAAUAGCAUAUUGCUCAUGUUUUCUGUAAUACAAGGCCCAAAAGCCCUUUGUAAAGAACAUAGAAAGCUGAAAGCAGCUGUUCCUGUGGCAUGUGUAUAUGUGUGUUUUUAGCAGUGUUGGAGACAAUCUGUUUUUCAUUCAGGGCUACACACACUGUCUACAGACAGAAGCUCACACACUGGGGUACAGGUGGGCAGUUCAGUCUAUGGUAAUAGACUUGGUGAUAACCAUUUCUAAAUGUCAGCUGUAUUCCUUUUAUAUGCUCAGCAGGUUAUGAAGCUGUUCAUUGUGAAGCUUGUAACACUGCUCUUUCUUUCUUUCUUUGGUUUUUUGAGACAGGAUUUCUCUGUGUAGCUUUGGAGCCUGUCCUGGAACUCCUCUAUAGACCAGGCUGGCCUUGAACUCAGAGAGAUCCACCUGCCUCUGCCUCCCGAGUGCUGGGAUUAAAGGUAUGCGUCACCACCACCUGUUCAUUAUUUCUAACUAAAAUUAUCUGAUGCUAACAGUGAGUUCCUUUGAAUGCUCCCAUUCAUGAUUUGAUGACUAUAUUGGCUUCUUCCUGUAUUCGGGUUUUAGUUAAAUAUGAAUAAAUAUCACCAUUUGGAAAGCUCAAUUUGAUAUUAGAAUCUGGUUGAAAAUAUCAGCAGACUGUUAACAGAUGCCAAAUAUUCUUUAUUAAGGACAAUGUAACAACUGAUGAUAUGUGAUAAAGUUAAAAACUUUUGAUUAUAUAUUUUAUUUACAAAAGUAUUAUGCACUGUUGGCAUUACCUUAUGAAAGGAAAUAAAGUCAAUUGAUAAUU